UUGUACGCGACUUCCGUGAAUGCGUGCGCACUUCGCAGCAGACGUCGGAAGCUUUCAGACAAGGCCGACGGACACCAAGUGGGGAGCAUUACUCGCACAAUGGUUUUAGUUUGCGCUGGACCUCGCUCCUUUAUGAAUCAAGAAUGAUGUCACUAAAGAAGGAGAUGCCAGUUGACCAGCAGCUGCAUUUGGCUGCACUUCAAGGUAACCUGGAUCAUCUCAGAAAUAUUCUUUCGACUGGGGAAGUCCAUGUUGACUGCAAGGACAAGGAGGGAACAACUCCGCUUAUUCUUGCUGCUGCCAACAACCACUUUGACUGUGUGGUUGAGCUUCUGAACCAGGGAGCAGAUCCCAAUGCCAGGAGGCUGACAGGUACGUGUGCACUGUUCUUCGCUGCACAGGGAGGAUUUAUUGAUAUUGUAAGGCUUCUAUUGGAGCACAAUGCCAUCGUUGACCUACCCAGCUUUGAUGGUGGAACACCAUUGUUUGUAGCAUGCCAGUGCAACCACCAGGAUGUUGUAGAGGAACUGCUAGGCCAUGGGGCAGACAUUCACUCACAGAUGGUGGAUGGAGCCACACCCCUCUUCAUUACAGCUCAAAAUGGUCAUUGUAAACUCCUCAGAUACCUUAUCUCCCAGGGAACAGAUGUCAAUCUGAGACGAAAGGAUGAAGCCAGUGCCCUCUGGAUUGCUUCCCAAAUGGGUCAUGCAGAUGUAGCUAAAGAACUUCUAGAAGCUGGUGCACAGCUUGAUGCAGUGCGAGAGGAUGGAGCAACAUCAUUAUUUAAAGCUUGUCACAAGGGGCAUGCCGAUGUUGUGGAGGUGCUGCUGAAACACAAACCAUACCUUGGGGUUCUCAAGAAUGGUGAGACACCACUUCAUGCCGCAGCUCUCUUUGGACAUCUUAAGGUGGUUUCUCUCUUGCUAGCAGCUGGCAUGGACCCAGAGCUAGUCAACAAGGAAGGGCAAACUGCGUCGGAGUUGGCUUCAGAAGCAGGCUUUGAUUACAUCACACGAUUUAUUGAAAAAUUUCUUCAAACCAACGAUGCCUCUCUUCCAGCAACAAAUGGCUUAAUUGAUGAUUGAUAAUCCAGAUAUGGUUUAGAACACGUCUGUUCUGCCAAAGAAAAAAAAUCCAUUUCAAUUGCAAUGUGUGUGUGUGUGCAUUUAUACUGCCCUCUGGUGCAUUCAUUCUCUUCAGUGAAUAUACUCAUUUUCAAAUUCACUUUAAAAAAAAAAGGGAGCUUGAGUGUAGGCUGAUGCAGACAUGAUGCUGGUCUUCUGAAACUUAAUUGAAGAUAGUCUCUCCUUAUUCCUGUUUGAGUUUAUUCCUUGCUUAAACAUGGCACAUGCAAAUUGCAGCAGUAGCAGCAGUCAUUUUGAGUGUGCAAAGUGGAAAGGGAAAUAAAGCAGAAAUAAUAUAGUUGAAAAUAAUCUGUUUUAAAUGAAUGGAUGACCAUGAGCAGCAACUGCAUGUAAGGCAGACUGAUAAUUAUGAGCAUUAUAAUGAUCAUUAUGGUGGAAGUGGGGUGGGUUGAUUGAGACUUGUCUCUCGUUCAAAUAUUUUUGAGAUCACCUGGAAGAAAAUUGUAAUUUGUUUCAUUGACUGAGGUUUCAAGAAGUCCUUUCAUUUAUUUCUUUUUCCUUCCUUUUUAAAAUCAGACAGCCAUAAUACAGUUGACACUUUCAUGAGCCAAACAUGCUGUGACAUGCACAAUAUCAUUAUAUGUGCAAGGGAUAUUAACACUAAUGAGACAUGUUAAGUGAUUCUGGUUAGGUCUUGAACAGAUUAUUGUUUGUGCACGUAUGUUAUAGUAUAGAAAAGAUUAAAAAAACUCAAGCUACACAAUAUGUACACACAAUAUAUAGACAGUUAUGUCAUGUCUUUCAGAAAUCUAUUCUGAUUUAAAGGUUUCUAACAUCGUUCUAUAAUUCAUUAGAGAAGACUAAUUUUUAGUAUUUUGGUAUAAUUUCAGUCUCCUCAGUUUGUAUGCGAAUGGGAGAAACAGAUCUCUGUUUUUUGCUCAGACAUGUCUUCCCAAGUAGGUUGUAUCUGAAAGUUAUGAUGUAUUUGCACAGACAAGUUUUCUUAACAUGCUCCAUUCUGUUUUAGGAUUGGGAUGAGCUGUAUAUUUUUUAUGGUGGUGGCUGAUGCCGGUCUUGUAAAUGGGCAGUGCAAACAAAAUUGGAUUUUUUUCGGUUUAUCUACCGUAUGACUCAUUUUGGCGUUGGAAUAUGUGUCAUAUAUUUAGGACCAGUCAAUUGUGAUCCUUUGAAAUUAUUCAACCCUUUUCCAUUCUUUGUACUGAUUUGCUUUGGGAUCAUUUUAUAGAAUCUGCUUUAUCUUAGUACUCAAGAAGACUGCAUAUUAAUUUUUUCAACUAUGUAUGUUUGAGUGAAGCAUAAAAAAACAAGUUUUCUUGGAAAGGAAGAGAGAAAUAGAAAAGAGGGAGAGGGGAAAAUGAUGGGCAUGGGUGGGAGAAAGAAAAAGCAAGAUGGAGCUGGCAUAUUGGGAGGAAAGCAACUGUCAGAAUUAUAUAUGUCGUCAUGCUGAAUUCUCCAAUAUUUUUCCUUUUUUAUAGAUGAAGUUUAAGACACCAAUAACUGAUGAACGUCAUAUCUGGUGCAAUAGUUCCAAGCAAAAAUAAUCACUUCAUCUGUUCUUGUUUUAUACUAACGUGUGACCAUCAUUUAGCAAUAAAAUCUCUUGAUAUUAGAGAUCGCUGCUUUUCUGAAAUUUUCACUUAUCGCAGUGGCAGUGCCUUGGACUUGAAGCAGUAGUUUUGGAUUUUUUUGUUCUGUUCAUAAAUACCUUUAUGCCCACGUCCCAUAUUAUUGUGUACAUGAUCAGUUUUUAUGGCUAUAAAUUGUUUAGUUUUGAUGAUUGGCAUGGCUUUGGAUCUGGAUCAGCCUUAAAGUUUUACAUAAUGCCUUUUAUUUUGUUGAAGAAACUUUGCAAUAUGAAUUGGGGUAUUCUUCAAAAAGAAUAUCAUAAAUUGAGUGGAAUUUGUGUAAGUUUUUGUCAUACCACAAAGUGUGCUUUUUAUUUUUUAAAUUAGCAUUUUUUAAGUGCUUGCACACAUUUUUAUUUCUUUAAAAUAUUUGUAUACAGUGACUUUGUGAAUAAAUUGAGACCCUAACAAAUU
Molecule: messenger RNA, 3145 nt
Organism: Pomacea canaliculata
Lineage: Eukaryota; Metazoa; Mollusca; Gastropoda; Architaenioglossa; Ampullariidae
Product: ankyrin repeat domain-containing protein 29-like
Exons: 9
Coding region: 144-1085 (313 amino acids)
Biological process (GO): innate immune response
Cellular component (GO): cytoplasm
Molecular function (GO): protein binding
Source: RefSeq, a predicted model, not a curated record